AUGAGCAAUAAAGAGCAAAAUCAGCCUUUCUGGAAGACUCAGGACGAUAUUGUUAUUUCCGGAGUAUCUGGACGUUUUCCACGAUGUGAAAAUGUUGAUGAAUUCGCGGAGAAGCUGUUGGCCGGGGAAGAUUUAAUAACUGAGGAUGAACUUAGAUGGCCACCAGGAUUUUAUGAUCUUCCUAAGAGACAUGGAAAGCUGAAGGACUUGAAAAAGUUCGAUGCUCAAUUCUUCUCAGUUACACCAAAGCAGGCCAAUUAUAUGGAUCCUCAAAUUAGAAUUCUGCUCGAAGUCACUUUUGAGGCUAUGAUUGACGCUGGAAUCAAUCCAUAUGACUACCGUGGUUCUCGUACGGGAGUCUUCGUUGGAUGCUCUGGUUCUGAGACUUCUGCUGCUCUCACCCAAGAUCCUGAAAGUGUUACUGGUUAUUCGCUCACUGGGUGUGUUGGAGCGAUGUUUGCUAAUCGCUUGUCCUUCACCUUGAACUUGCAAGGACCAUCAUUUUCGGUGGACACAGCGUGCUCCAGCUCUUUACUUGCUUUACAAUUAGCAGUUGACUCUAUUCGUCAGGGUCAAUGCGAUUCUGCUAUUGUCGCUGGAUCUCAUCUGACAUUAACACCAACUGUAGCUCUUCAAUUUUUGAGACUUGGAAUGUUAACCGACAAAGGAAUGUGUCGCUCAUUCGAUGACAGUGGAGAUGGAUACUGUCGAACUGAAGGAAUAGCCGCCAUUUUUAUUCAACGCAAGCAAAAAGCUCAACGCAUUUAUGCAACAAUUGUUCAUGCAAAGUCCAGCACUGAUGGAUACAAAGAGCAAGGAAUCACAUUCCCAUCAGGAGCUAGACAAGCUCAACUCUUGGAAGAAGUUUAUAGUGAAGCUAAUAUUGAUCCAAAUGACGUAUAUUAUGUGGAAGCCCACGGAACUGGUACUAAGGUUGGAGAUCCACAAGAAGCAAACGCUAUCUGUCAAGUAUUCUGUUCCAACAGAAAACAACCACUUCUUAUUGGAUCUGUCAAAUCAAAUAUGGGUCACGCAGAACCAGCCUCUGGUUUAUGCUCUAUCGCUAAGAUUCUUCUUUCUAUUGAACGUAGACGCAUUCCACCAAAUCUUCACUUUGAAACACCAAAUCAAUAUAUUCCCGGCUUGACCGACGGUCGUCUCAAGGUUGUCACUGAGCCAACUGAAAUUCAUGAUGGAGCUAUUAUUGGAAUAAACUCCUUCGGUUUCGGUGGUUCAAACACUCACGUCGUUCUUAAAGUAGCGGACCAUCAAGCUCAAGAUUAUCCAAAGCCAUCUAUACCUAAAAUCAUCACUUAUUCUGGAAGAACUAACGAAGCCAUUAACAGCGUUUUCGAAAAUGUCGAAAAGAACGCCGAUAACACUUAUCUUCAAGCUCUUCUUUCUAAUCAAGCUGGUAUGCCACCAAAAGACUGUCCAUUCCGUGGUUACAUGCUUUUAUACCGUAAUGGAGAUGCUCCAGCUCUUAAAGACAUCCAAAAAGUCAGCAUCACAGAAUCAAGACCAGUAUACUUUAUUUACUCUGGAAUGGGAUCCCAAUGGCCAGGAAUGGCUCAAAAGCUCAUGUGCAUCCCAAUGUUCGAUGAAUCACUCAGAGCAUCUAGCAAGUGCUUAGAAGAGUUCGGACUCGAUGUAUACAAAAUGCUUUGCAAUUCCGAUCCUGAACAAUACAAAUCCAACACUUUGAAUUGCAUGCUUGCUAUCACAGCUAUCCAAAUUGCUCUCACCGACCUUGUCUACGCCCUCGGUAUUACUCCUGAUGGAAUUAUCGGUCACUCCACUGGAGAAAUGGGUUGCGGAUAUGCUGAUGGAGCAAUCACCAGAGAUCAGACCAUGCGUCUCGCUUAUCACCGUGGUACCACCAUGAUGAAGCACAAAGAAAUUAAGGGAGCUAUGGCUGCCGUAGGAUUAACAUGGGAAGAAGCUACCGCUCAGUGCCCAGAAGGUGUUGUCCCAGCUUGUCACAAUGGAGCUGACUCUGUCACCAUCUCUGGAACAGCUGAAGGAGUGGAGAAGUUAGUUCAAGAGCUCACUGAUAAGGGAGUUUUCGCUAAGAUGGUCGAUUCAUCUGGUAUUCCAUUCCACUCCCCAAUGAUGGCUCAAGUCAAACAACCCAUGUUGGAUGCUAUGAAAGUAGCUGUCCCAGAACCAAGACCACGUUCUUCCAAAUGGAUUUCUACCUCCAUCCCAGAAUCCGAAUGGGAGAGUGACUUGGCUGCUACCUGCUCUGCCGACUAUCAUGUCAACAAUGCUUGUAGCCCAGUACUCUUCUACGAAGCUUUAUUGAAAAUCCCAGCCAACGCUGUCACCAUUGAAAUGGCUCCACAUUCUCUUAUGCAAGCAGUUCUUCGUCGCUCUCUUCAAAAGACAUGCACAAACGUUGGAUUGAUGAAUAGACCCAGAAGUGAAAACGAUAAUGAGUUCGAGAGCUUCUUAUCUUCUCUUGGUAAAAUUUAUCAAGCUGGUGUUAAUCUUCGCCUGGAGAACAUUUACCCAGAAGGUCGCUACGAGGGAGUUGUUCCUAAGGGAACUCCUAUGAUUGGACCUAUGUGGAAAUGGGAUCAUGCCGUUGACUGGCCAGUAGUUGACGGAAGAAUGAUCACCGGAGGAGCUGCCGGAUCAAUCCCAGCUUCUGCCACCUACAAUAUUGAUCCAUUCGCAGCUGAUUCAAAAGAAGCCUACCUCCUUGACCAUUGCAUCGACGGACGUGUCUUAUACCCAUUCACAGGACACAUGGUUCUUGCAUGGAAGACGCUUUGUAAACUGAAAGGAGUUGAUUUCCAAAAAACUCCAGUAAUAUUUGAGAACAUUAAUGUUUAUUCCGCUACCAUCCUUACCAAGCCAAUCAAGCUUGAUGUCAUCCUGACCCCCGGAAAUGGACAGUUUGAAAUCAUCUCUGAUGAGCAAGUAGCUGCCUCGGGAAGAAUUUAUAUCCCAGAUGAUGAUAGACCAUUCUAUUACCAUAACUGGGAGGAAAUUCGUACAUCAGAAAUUGCUGAUCGUAUUGAACUAGAUACUGAAGAUUGCUACAAAGAAUUCUUGUUACGUGGAUACGAAUACGGACAAGCAUUCAGAGGAAUUUUCAAAACUUGUAACUCAGGAGAACGUGGAUACUUAUACUGGACUGGUAACUGGGUAACUUUCUUGGAUUCCCUCCUUCAAACCGCUCUACUUGCCGAAAGAUCCGAUACUCUUCGUCUUCCAACCAGAGUUAGACAUCUUCGUAUCGAUCCAGUUAAACACUUGAACUACAUCGUCGAGAAAGAUGGAAUUCAAGUAGUUGAAUUGAGAAAUGACCACGCCACCAAUGGAUGUAUCGCUGGAGGAGUGGAAUGCUGUGACCUCAACGCUCACACUGUUCAGCGUCGUCUGCAAACUGCUGGCCAACUUUACUAUGAGAGGAUUCAUUUCGUACCUCAUCAAGAUGUUGAUGCUUUCUCUGCUAAGGAAUUCAACAAAGAAAGAGAUACUCUCAAGCAAUACAAAGCCUGCUUAAAAUAUGUCAUUGGACAAGGACUUAACAAAUGGAUCAGCAGUGGAGGAGACCUCGACACUCUUUCCAAUGGAAGCCGCCUCAAGCUUGUAGCUCAAUCACUCAAGAAUACUCCUACGGUUGAAUCAUCUGUUGUGGAAAGAUUUGUUGGAGACUCGCGUUGUCCAGUUAUCCAUAGUCUUGUUGAGUUAUUCAAACUCAACUGGCCUGCAGCUGGUGCUGCCGACUACAGUAGCUUCCCACAAAAAGUGUCUGCUACACUUGACUCGGUUAAGACUAUUUUUGACUCUGAUCGUCUCUGGGCUGCUGCUCUAACUCAAGAUCGUAUCUUAAAAACCGUCCAAGAUAUCUGCUUCGAAAACUCUGCUGGACACAAUAUUAAAUUCGGUGGAGUCGAACUUACUUCUACUGAGCAGCUCAAGCAGCUAUUGGACUCAUCCAACUCUCACCCACUUCUUGAAGUUGACUGCGUUUGCGUUGGACCAUUGGUUGAACAAUUAGAUGAUAACACUCUGGAACAACUCGGAGCUCGCAAAGUCAAAGUUGCUAUUGAUGAAAACUUCACUGGACAUGGUGAUGCUAAAGGAAGAGAUUAUCUUUUGAUCGAUAAGAUCCUCAAUAAGAAAGAAAAUCCUGUUGCUUUCCUUGAGAGCUGCAAGCAUUUGUUACGUGAUGAUGGUAUGGCCAUCGUUGUCGAAGUUACUUCCGACUACGAAAUUGCUAUGACCAUUCAAGGAUUACUCGGAAACGAAUUACCUACUGCCCAAGGAAGAGAAUAUGGAUUAUUCUACAGCCAUGAGCAACUUCUCAAGAUUUUCGAAGAAGCUGGAUACAAGCUCUGUAUUUUCCAACAAGACUCAUCUAUGAUGAGUACCGCUUACAUUAUUCGCAAGGUUCCAACAUCCGAGAGAGAUCCAGCAUUUAUUGAUGUAGAUGACAUCAAAACCUUCGAUUGGUUGGAGCCUCUGCAAAAACUUAUUGAAGAACGCCUCAACGAGCCUGAUGACAAGACCAUCUGGUUAACAUCUACCAAGGAUAGAAAGAACGGAGUUGUAGGAUUGUCAUUGUGCUUCGUAGAAGAAAAUUUGAAGAACAACCGUUUCCGUUCUAUCUUUGAUUUAUCUGUAAAGAAAGAGAACAGAGAGGGACCAGCCAAACUUACUCUCGAGCAAGAUGAUGUCAAGAGAAUCGUCGAUCUUGAUUUGCACGCCAACAACUAUCGCGAUGGCACCUGGGGAUCUAUGAGACAUUUCGUCGUCAAGGAAGAAGAUGCCCACGUCUACAAACAAUGCGAGCAUGCUUUCAUCAACACACUGACUCGUGGAGAUGUUAGCUCAUUGACUUGGUUCGAAUCGCCAAAUCAGUUCUUCCAUGCCAUUGAAGGACGUAAAGAAUCUCAGGAGUUGUGCUCUGUCUACUAUGCCGCCAUAAACUUCCGUGAUGUCAUGCUUGCUUACGGACGUUUACCACCUGAUGCUAUUCCUGGAAACUUUGCUGAUCGUGAAUGCUUACUCGGCAUGGAAUUCUCCGGUCGUUUGAAGAAUGGAACUCGUUUGAUGGGAAUUUUGCCUGCUCAAGCCUUAGCUACUUCCGUUAUUGUUGAUCGUGAUUAUGCAUGGGAAGUACCAAAAGAAUGGACUCUUGCUGAAGCCUCGACAGUUCCAGUUGUAUACACCACAGCUUAUUACGCCUUAGUUUGCCGUGGACGUAUCAGAAAGGGAGACAAAGUUCUCAUUCACGGAGGAGCCGGAGGAGUCGGACAAGCAGCUAUUGCUGUUGCCCUCAGUUAUGGCUGCGAAGUCUUCACCACAGUUGGAUCUAAGGACAAACGUGAAUACUUAAAGAAGAAAUUCCCACAAUUGCAAGAACAUCAUUUUGCCAACUCCCGCUCAGCUGAUUUCGAACUCCAUAUUCGCCAACAGACACGCGGUCGUGGUGUUGAUGUUGUUUUGAACUCUCUCGCCAACGAAAUGCUUCAAGCAUCACUUCGUUGCUUGGCUAGACAUGGUCGUUUCCUUGAAAUCGGAAAGGUUGAUCUGGCUCAAAACACGGCUUUGGGAAUGUCCAAACUCCUGGAUAACGUAUCUAUUCAUGGAAUUUUAUUGGAUUCAAUCAUGGAUCCAACUGUAGGAGAUAUCAGAGAAUGGAAGGAAGUCGCUAGACUUUUGGGAGAAGGAAUCGCUAACGGAACCGUUCAACCACUCCCAGCUUCUAUUUUUGGAGCUGAUAAGGCUGAAGAAGCUUUCCGUUUCAUGUCUGCCGGUAAACACAUCGGUAAAGUUGUUAUGGAAAUUCGCGAAGAGGAACAAUCAAGAACUUCUCUUCCAUCAAGCAUCUCUGUCAAUGCUAUUUGCCGUACUUUAUGUCAUCCACAACACGUAUAUCUCAUCACUGGAGGUCUUGGAGGAUUCGGACUCGAACUGGCUCAGUGGCUCAUCAGCAGAGGAGCACGCAAACUUGUUCUCACCUCCCGUUCUGGUAUCAGAACUGGUUACCAGGCUCGCUGCGUCCACUUCUGGAGAAGAACCGGAAUUUCCGUUUUGAUAUCUACUUUGAACAUUGCCAACAAGACUGAUUCUGAAGAAUUGAUCAAGCAAUGCGAAACAAUGGGACCUGUUGGAGGAGUUUUCCAUCUUGCUAUGGUUCUCCGUGAUUGUCUAUUCGAAAACCAAAACAUCAAGAACUUCCAAGACGCCGCUGAGGCUAAAUAUUGGGGAACCUUAAAUCUUGAUGAAGCCACGAGAAAAUUAUGUAAGAAGGACCUACGCUGGUUCGUUGUAUUCUCUUCAAUCACAUCUGGACGUGGUAAUGCUGGACAAACCAAUUAUGGAUGGUCUAACUCAACAAUGGAACGUAUGAUUGAACAUCGUCGUGAAGAUGGAUACUCCGGAAUGGCUAUUCAAUGGGGAGCUAUUGGUGAUGUUGGAGUCAUUCUUGAAAAUAUGGGAGAUAAUAACACCGUCGUAGGAGGAACUCUUCCUCAGAGAAUGCCAUCAUGUUUAGCCGCUCUCGAUUGCUUCUUGAGUUGGAAUCAUCCAAUCGUCUCAUCAUACAUCAAGGCUGAUAUGGGACAAAAGAAGGCCGCUGGAGGUGGUAACCUUCUCCAAACAAUCGCUCACAUUCUGGGAGUAAACGAUAUUUCUCAACUCAACCCUGACGCCAACUUGGGAGAUUUGGGACUUGACUCCUUGAUGGGUGUCGAAAUCAAGCAAGCUCUUGAGAGAGAUUAUGAUAUUGUUCUUUCAAUGAAAGAUAUCAGAACUCUUACCCUCAACAAACUCCAGCAAAUGGCUGAAUCAGGUGGAACCGGAGGCACUUCCCUUCAAUCUACAGAAUUAGACAUGAAGAAGCAAGGAGAAUUAGAAUCUCAAGAAACAACCGUUGAACAAUUAGAAAAACAAAUGAAUCAGUUAUUCAAGAUGAGAGUUGAUGUUAACGAUCUUGAUCCUCAAGAUAUAGUUGUUAAGUGCAAUAAGGUUGACGAGGGACCACUCACUUUCUUCGUUCACUCCAUCGAAGGAAUUGCCACUCCAUUGAAGAGAGUUAUGACCAAGUGCGAAUUCCCAGUUUACUGCUUCCAAUCCACCAAGGACGUGCCACAAGACUCUAUUGAAAGUGUUGCCAAUUGCUACAUCCAGGAAAUGAAGAAGAUCCAACCUAAAGGACCAUACAGAUUAGUUGGCUAUUCCUACGGAGCCUGUAUUGGAUUUGAAAUGGCUUGCAUCCUUCAACGCACUGAUGGAGAGAAUGCCGUUGAGCGCCUCAUCCUCCUCGAUGGUUCUCAUCUCUACAUGCAAACAUAUAGAAAUGUCUACCGUAUGGCUUUCGGUGUUACUGGUGAUACCCUCGUUAACAACCCACUCUUCGAAUCAGAAAUUAUGUGCGCUAUGACAUUGCGUUUCGCUAAUGUUGAUUAUAAGAAGUUCCGUGUUGAGUUACUUCAACAAACCGGAUUCAAGGCUAGAGUUCAAAAGGUCGUCGACACUGUCAUGACCACUGGAUUAUUUAAAUCACCUGAAACUAUUGCAUUCGCCUGUGAAGCUAUGCGCUCCAAAUUCCUUAUGGCUGACAAAUAUACUCCAAAGGCCAAGUUCAAUGGACACAUUACUCUUCUCCGUGCUGAACAAGGUGCAGCUCGUGAAGAAGAUGUCGGACAAGAUUACGGAAUCAGUCAAGUAUCUGAAGAUUCUAAAGUUUUCGUAGUAGAAGGAGACCACGACACGUUUGUGCAAGGCAAGAGCUCGGCAAAGACAGUCGCUAUCAUCAAUGAGUUGAUCAAAGAAACAUAUCGCCCUUAA
Auanema sp. JU1783 is the source of this 7809-nucleotide messenger RNA. Lineage: Eukaryota; Metazoa; Nematoda; Chromadorea; Rhabditida; Rhabditidae. The record is from the annotation of a GenBank genome assembly.